Messenger RNA from Oryzias melastigma (Indian medaka), 2704 nucleotides. It is a transcript of the gene batf2, whose product is annotated as basic leucine zipper ATF-like transcription factor 2. Gene Ontology annotation, molecular function: RNA polymerase II cis-regulatory region sequence-specific DNA binding; DNA-binding transcription factor activity, RNA polymerase II-specific. Gene Ontology annotation, biological process: regulation of transcription by RNA polymerase II. The coding region runs from base 639 to 1778 and encodes 379 amino acids. Lineage: Eukaryota; Metazoa; Chordata; Actinopteri; Beloniformes; Adrianichthyidae. The record is from RefSeq and is a predicted model, not a curated record. Gene Ontology annotation, cellular component: nucleus. The transcript is spliced from 3 exons.
UCGUCACUUCUGGUCUGAUGCAAACAUCUGGUAUUCUCAGGUGGGAGGCUUUCCUCGACACGUUUGGAGUGUCGGCUGCUCCUUUCCGGUGUAAAAUGGAAGCUUUUCUCUAAAUAAGGAGGAUUUCUCCAAAGCAUCCCGUUAAACGACGGUGAUGCGUUCAAGUGCAGGCGGAAAUCGCAGCUCCUACACGCACCACAGUUCCAUCCAUUCACAUUUGAAAAGUUUUACACUUUACUAAAAAAAAUAUGAAAAACACGUGUUUGGUCCUGUUUUAUUGCAGAAAUCUCAUAAGAAUAUUUUGAUGUCACUCCCUUAUUGCUACAUCCCUAUGCGUAGAACUAACACUCGUGCACGUGAAGGCAGCACGGUUUAAAAGCAAAGAGCCCAUUUAAAAUAAAUCGAAACUGAAAGGAGGGGCAGCAUCACGUUGCAUCAUCGUUCCGUUCAUAAAGCCGACCGUCAAGCUGCGCUGCUGCUACACACCACAAGUCACCAAGCAACUGCAGACACCUGCAACGCCUCACACGCACCUGCAUGCACGGAUCACAGGUGUGCCAGUGAGUUCUGCAGCCAGCAGGUCCGAACAGGGAUUCACUCUGCAGCCAGACAAGAUCCACACCUGCAGGAGGUCAGAUAUGCCCGUGUUGAGCAUGGACUCCAGCAGCCCUGAGUUUCUCUUAACUGAAGACAGUCUCAGCAGCACAUCUGGGAUGGAGAAGGAAAGUGAACCCAGAAAGACUGUCCAAAAAGUGACCAAACGGCGAGAAAAGAACCGGGAUGCGGCGAGGAAGAGCCGCAGGAAGCAAACUGAAAGAGCAGACGAACUUCACGAGGAGCUCCAAGAUCUCGAGCGGUCAAACUCUGCCUUUCAGAAGGAGAUUGCUGAACUGAAGAAAGACCUCAUCUUCUACCAGAUGACCCUGAAGCGCCACAAGCCUUACUGCCGCCUCACCGCCUCCAGCCCCUCCAGCCCCUCCAGCCCCUCCAGCUGCUGCUCGAGGUCGCCCACCUACCACCAAGCCAGCUCCAGCCCUCCACAGGCCUCAAACUGUCCUUCACCAGCUAUGCAAGCUACUGACCUCACUGUCAGGACUCCCUCUCCUUCAGCUCCUUCAUCCAUCUCAACAGCAGCAAACAUGUUCCAAAGCCCCUCCUCUUCCUGCUUAUCCAGCCCGGUGAACCCCGCUAGUCUCUCCGCAGCUUCCCCGUCGGACUUUACCAAACUACCUCUGACCCCCUUAAAUCUAUCCAACAAGCCGUCUGUCAGCCCCAACCCGAUUCCCUACACGGCCUCUCAGUCUCCGGGAAUGUCCUCAUCAAUCGCAAGUUUCACGGACUACGUUCUGGCAAAACUGGACGCUUCCCUCGCUGCGUCUCCAAAAACGCAGGUCCCCUUAGCUAUAGAGGCCAAGAACACUCGAGCUAUAAAGCAAGAUUUUUCCUUGAGCUACCCGCGUGGGCUCAGUGGAAGCCACAGCAGCCUCAGCUGGCCAUUUGGACUCAUUCCGCCAUCUUACCAAGCUUCCUCUGGCCAAACUAUCCAAACUCCUCUGCCUCCUUUUGCAUGGAAGCAGACCCCACAAGCUUCACUCAAAUCUCUGCACUCCCUGCUCUCCGGGCCCAGUCCUCUCAACAUCUAUCAGGCCAACUCCAGCCUUCCGAGUUUGUCUUUUUCCCAAAUGCAAGCGACUGUGCCGGAUCCGUCGCAGGAUCUGUCUCUGUCUGAGCUGCUGGAGUUCAACGAUUGGAUCCUGAGCGGACCAGCAAACCAAUGAAAGGGACAAAACUUCAAUCCUACACAAGUCGAAACGCAUCAAAGAACAGUGUCAGUUCAAUAUUUCAACGUGAAUUACUGAAAUUACCUCCACAGAUUAGGCUUUUUUUUAAUAGAAUAAUGACUCAGACUUCACAAACUGCACAAUCAAAGCCCUUUCACCGCACAAAUCAUGACUUUCUGCUGCUACUUGUUCACGCAACAGCUUUGGCUCAUUGACCUUCUCAAAGACGACAGAUACUGACGCUGUUUCAAUUUCCAUGUGACUCAUAACACAACGAUGAAUCCUCAGAUGGUAAAGGGCCAUGGCAGUAAAAUCUGCCUGUGCUUGUUAGCACAAUUGGUAUUUAUUUUUGAAAAAAAAGUGGUUAAAUUAAGAGUGCCAAGCCAAAAUCUCUCCAUGACUCAUCCAGGUUCUGACUUGCUGAGGCUGUAAUGUGUAGCAUUUAAAUUAGUAAAAAUAAAGUAGCCUGAGAAGCAGCAAGACUGGCUGACUGUAAAUAAGAGGCUUAAUUUAGUUCCAAAUGAAAUAUAUUUUUGUUUUAAAAUCUCUGGGUUGUAAAGUUGUUUGGAAAAUGUAGUUUUAAGGGCUAAAGAGGGUGAUAGUCCUUCAAAAUAUAUAACUAGUAAAUCCCUAGUUUUGCUCAUUUUAGGUAAAUAUUUUUAUAUAUUUUUUUUCCAGGGUGAUGAGGAAGAAGGAUUUUUCUUUAGAUAUGUUUUACUGUACAUCACGACUGUAUAUAAAAACGAUGUGUCGGGAUCAUUUAAAUUGUUUAGGGUUUUAUUUGAAUAUGUGGAAGAAUCAAUGACAUGAGACUUUAUAGGUUUGUGAUUCUGUGUAUGUUUUAAGGUGCGACUGUCACUGUGGACAUUUCUUUACUCUUUCAUGUUGAAAUAAAACUAGAAAAUAAAACUUUUUAACUCAAA